AUGGACCUCAAGGGAACUGGUCAAAUGGAGGACAGUCUAAUUGGUCAAGUCGACAACAGGAGGGAGAAUGGGGGAGAUGUGAUGAUCCCGUAUCAGCCCCAAGAUGCGAUGCGAGAAAUACAAGAGACUCAGAAAGAACAGAUGGCUGCACUCGAGAUGCUUACAAAGCAGUUAUCUCAGGUCGUCAUGUCACUGGGUGAGUUGAGAGGGAAUGAAGGAAAGCUCCCGACCACAGUGCAGCAACCAACAGGGCGAGAAAAUGUCAAUACAGUCUCUCUGAAAUCGGAAACAGUUUGUCAAAGCUCAUCUGCGAGUUUUCCAGCACCUAGACCCAAUCAUAACGGAAGCCUUGAGCCCAGCACCCAUGAUCAAGUCACACAAGGAAAAGAGCCCAGCACCCGUAAACAGGUAGCUGGGAAGAGGAAGAUGGGCGAAACAGAAAAUGUGACUGGAGUGAUCCAACCUAGAGAUCUUCCACCCAAGAAAGCUGACCCAGGGGUGUUUACGCUUCCAAUCUCCAUCAGAAACGUCAAAAUGGAGCACGCAAUGUGCGACCUAGGGGCUUCCAUUAAUAUUAUGCCAUAUUCUAUAUACGAGAAGCUGGAAGAUGCUAAGCUUAUCAAAACUGAUACGGAGAUACAACUAGCAGACGGGUCUUCCAUUUACCCCGAGGGAGUUUUGGAAGAUGAACUUGUCAAGGUGAAAAAGUUCAUGUACCCCGCCGACUUCUUCGUCAUAAAGACGACAGAGCCGGGAGCGGAAGAGUCUGUUGGCAUCCUUUUGGGAAGGCCAUUCUUAUCCACGGCUAGCACGGUCAUUGAUGUCCGCCAUGGAACGAUGAAGCUGAGUUUUAAUGGAGAGCAACUUACAUUCGAAAUUGAUAAAGCUGUGAGGAAGCACAGGACAACGAGAGCAUUCAAUCAGUAG
Molecule: messenger RNA, 927 nt
Organism: Salvia splendens (bonfire salvia)
Lineage: Eukaryota; Viridiplantae; Streptophyta; Magnoliopsida; Lamiales; Lamiaceae
Exons: 2
Coding region: 1-927 (308 amino acids)
Source: RefSeq, a predicted model, not a curated record